Messenger RNA from Homo sapiens (human), 1616 nucleotides. RefSeq names its product dual specificity phosphatase 11 (gene DUSP11). Bases 35 to 1168 code for a protein of 377 amino acids. Lineage: Eukaryota; Metazoa; Chordata; Mammalia; Primates; Hominidae. The record is from RefSeq and is marked reviewed. Gene Ontology annotation, molecular function: hydrolase activity. Gene Ontology annotation, cellular component: nucleus; nuclear speck. The transcript has 9 exons.
AGCGUGGCUACGCCAUCACGACCGGCGGUGGCACAUGCGCAAUAGCGAGACGCUGGAGCGCGGCGUAGGUGGCUGCCGAGUCUUUUCCUGUUUAGGGUCUUAUCCUGGCAUUGAGGGCGCCGGACUGGCGCUUUUGGCCGACUUGGCAUUGGGUGGGCGGCUUCUUGGGACCCACAUGAGCCAGUGGCAUCAUCCCCGCAGUGGCUGGGGCCGGAGACGCGACUUUUCAGGACGCUCCUCAGCCAAGAAGAAGGGCGGAAACCACAUCCCCGAAAGGUGGAAAGACUAUCUCCCAGUUGGACAGCGGAUGCCUGGGACUCGUUUCAUUGCUUUCAAAGUUCCUUUGCAAAAGAGUUUUGAAAAGAAACUUGCUCCAGAAGAAUGCUUUUCCCCUUUGGAUCUUUUUAACAAAAUCCGAGAACAAAAUGAAGAACUUGGACUGAUUAUUGAUUUAACAUAUACUCAACGCUAUUAUAAACCAGAGGAUUUGCCAGAAACUGUUCCUUACUUAAAAAUUUUUACAGUUGGACAUCAAGUGCCUGAUGAUGAGACUAUUUUUAAAUUCAAACACGCUGUUAAUGGGUUUUUGAAAGAAAAUAAAGAUAAUGAUAAACUUAUUGGUGUCCACUGUACCCAUGGUUUAAACAGGACUGGCUACCUCAUUUGCAGAUAUUUGAUUGAUGUAGAAGGCGUGAGGCCAGAUGAUGCAAUUGAAUUAUUCAAUAGGUGCCGGGGACAUUGCUUAGAAAGACAAAACUACAUUGAAGACCUUCAGAAUGGUCCUAUCAGAAAGAAUUGGAAUUCCAGUGUACCCAGGUCAAGUGAUUUUGAAGACUCAGCACAUCUCAUGCAACCAGUCCACAAUAAGCCUGUUAAACAAGGACCUAGGUAUAAUCUACAUCAGAUCCAGGGUCACUCAGCUCCUCGACAUUUCCACACCCAGACCCAAAGUUUGCAACAAUCAGUCAGAAAAUUUUCAGAGAAUCCACAUGUUUACCAGAGACACCAUCUCCCUCCUCCUGGUCCCCCUGGAGAGGACUAUUCACACAGGAGGUAUUCUUGGAAUGUGAAGCCCAAUGCCAGUCGGGCAGCCCAGGAUAGAAGAAGGUGGUAUCCUUAUAAUUACUCCAGACUCUCCUAUCCAGCCUGUUGGGAAUGGACCCAGUGAUACAAACCUGUCCUGGAAUUCUACCUGGAGACCAGAGCUGGCCUGAAAAUUACUGGUGUGACUUUUAAUUAGUUCAGGUCUAAUCAGGUUUCUUUAUUGUUCCCUUAUGUAUUCAAGCUUAAGGAAAAAUUGCAUUGCUGUUUACCUCUUUGCUGAUAAAUUUGCAGUAAUUACAGCAUUGCAGGAAAAACAAUCUGUUAUUCCAGUCUUAAAUUUUUCUAAAAGAAGACAAUAUUUUAGAACUGAAGCAUUGAGAACUUCCCUUGCAAAUUAUUUUUAAAAUUCUAUCUUGUUUUUCUAUGUAUUUCUUUCUGACUAGACUUGUGAUAUGCGUGUGUUUAUGUACAGAAAUUUUUAGUGUUUUUGUUAUGUUCUGUUAUUGACCCAAAGGCCAUCUUUAUUUUCUAUAACUGUUCAAAAUUUAUAUUAAAAUCUACUUAGGAGAUAA